This is a messenger RNA of Linnemannia hyalina, 1773 nucleotides long. NCBI's taxonomy places the organism in Eukaryota, Fungi, Mortierellomycota, Mortierellomycetes, Mortierellales, Mortierellaceae. The record is from the annotation of a GenBank genome assembly.
AUGGGCAGUCAAGAUCUCCGCAUCCUCCUCGUCGUCGCAAUCUUCUUUUUCCUCGCCUCCAUCAACCAAUACCACGGCUCCUUCGACGUCUCCUUCGACGAGGACGGCCAGGUCCAGUCUGUACCCGCCGAAGCUGGUGACGACGAUUUGUAUUACACACAUCAUAUUGCUACCUUCAAAAACGAUCAAGUCCGUCCCUGGACCACCGCGGAUACAGUCGCCUUAUCGACAAGGGAAGGGCAGGAGAUAUUUGAGUUCUUGGGUGCCCCACCUGCUUCCCCGCGUCCUGUUCGGGAAGCAUUACCCAUUGGAGAACAACGAUUGGGGCGCGGUAAUGAGGAUAGAGCCGGCUACGACGCCGCAGUAUCAUCGACGGAUCGUUCGAAAGCAGGCGGAAGCGACAAGAUGUUUUUGCAUCUCACGAAACGUCUUCGUGCCUACAGGGGACUCUGGCAACACCUUCAACCGGAUUAUGAGGGUCUGAGGAGCGAGGAGAAACAAGACCAGUUCUAUGUCCGUCCAUCGCUGGACAUGGCGCCCGCAGUACGGCUCCUCCAAAAGAUGGAAUGGUCGUUAUUCCCAUGGAUCCUCAAGACUUAUGCGACCACGUUUGACCUCUACCACGAGACCGUCGCUGCCGCUUCGCGAAGGCCGAUUGACGAGAGGCGUGGGAUAGUGAUGUGUGUAGGCGACAAACAUUCGGUUUAUGCACGGACGACUGUCAAGGUUCUGCGGGAUGUACUCAAAUCCUCGCUGCCGAUUGAGAUCUACUAUGCGGGAGAGCAGGAUCUGUCCCAGGAGAACCGUGCUUGGUUCGACCAAUUGCCUGGCGUCAAGGUGAUUGACAUCACGACGCGGUUGGACCAGUCUCUUCUCCACCUUUCGGGGUCUAUCAUCAAGCCCUUUGCGAUGUUGGUAUCGCAGUUCCAGGAAGUCAUCCUCCUCGAUGCAGACGCGUACUUCCUACAGGAUCCCGAGAACCUGUUUGAUGAUGGUGGAUACCAAGAGGUUGGGACGGUCUUCUUCUAUGGUAGGACGGUGCCCAACAAGAGCAGCAAGGUCUCUCAGGCUAGCAAGCGCGCCUGGCUCGAGUCGUCUCUUCCCUCGGUCUCAAACCACCCUUCCAAGACGCGGUGGUUCCGAUCUAAGGGCAACCAAGAUCAGGAUUCAGGCGUGGUGGUGAUGGACAAGCGGAUUCAUUUCCUGGGCCUGCUGGCGAUCUGCAAGUUGAACGAUAUUCAGGAACGGAACCAAGCUACCUAUAGAGGCAUCUGGGGCGCGCAAGAGUCAUUCUGGAUCGGAUUGGAGAUGAUUCAGGAGCGAUAUUCGUUUAUUCGGUUCGGAGGUGGAGUGAUUGGCGACCUAGGGGAUAGUAUUCCUUACAAGCAAGACUCCCCAAGCGCUCCUACACGGAUGGAUCGCGUGUGCGGGAACCAAUUGCAUUUCAACCACAAAGGCCAACCACUCUGGUGGAACAGUGGUCUAGUGCGCGACAAGACAACAGACGGAUCGCCCUACCUCAAAUACACGGCCUGGAUCCGGGACGAGCACGGGAUCUGGGACAUUGAGCACUCGUGCCUGAUCCAGGCCUUCCAUGGGGCAUUGAAAGAGGUCGAGUGGAACCAUCGGCAGACAGCGUUUGAGAUGUUGAGGAUUGAUCGUGGGGUGGCUCAAGAGCUGGGCCAGCCCUCUGUCAAGAACAUCAUGACGGUGCCUCGGCUUUUGCGGACGGAUGGUGUCAAAGGCGGCAAUGGCAACAACGACGCCGUUUAG